This is a messenger RNA of Aureobasidium uvarum, 1395 nucleotides long. The record is from the annotation of a GenBank genome assembly. Lineage: Eukaryota; Fungi; Ascomycota; Dothideomycetes; Dothideales; Saccotheciaceae.
AUGAGCUCCCUCGAAUCCUACCUGCGCCCUGCGCUGCAAACCGCCCAGGACGCUCUCGUCACCGUCGUCGACAGUCUACAACUUCGCAAGGACGCGCCCUUCUCUCCGGACGUCCCCAAAGAACUCCUCGAAUCCAUGCCUGACCUCUCAGGCCGCUUACUCUUGACCUUUCCGUGGACAAAACCGAGACCAGUCGACCCUGCGCAGCACAGUGUCUGGAUCUUUGACAACACUGCACACCGCGUCCAGCCGUGCGCUAGCCCCUCAAGCUGUCGGCGACAUCCUCUAACUGCUACCAGAUCCCAGAACUCCAAAGUCGACAAGCACACGGCCGACCCGAAACUCAUUGCCGCUCCCAACGAACCUCUACCUCCGCCAUCCUGGGAAGUCGAGUAUGUAGCCGCAUACUUCUCGCGCGAGACCUGUCGCGACGCAUCACACGUUAUUGCCGACAUUGCUCGUCUGGUUGGUCUUGUCAGAGGCACUGCCAGCGAAGAAGAGUGUCUGGGUGAAAUCAAGGACAAGCUCGACAUUACUCCCAUCAAGAAGCGCCUCGAGCCUUUCCUGAACCCUAUCCUGCCCUGUCACACGAUCCGCGUCAAGAUUGCCGACACUGAGACUCAAACCCUGGGUCCGUCAACUUCGUCUGGCAUAUCCUCUGAUCUGCUCCGCCUGCACUUUGAUGCACCUGCUGGAACGCAACUCACAACGACCGCCGUCUCGGACCCUUCACCUUGCUUUGCAAUUCCUGGUCGCACCGUGCUGGCCGAGCUCACAGGCUGGGGAGUCAUCUCGGACAUUGACGACACCAUCAAGAUCACCGGCACGCUGUCUCCUAUCGCCGUCCUCAAGUCAACCUUUAUCGAUGCGCCCACGCCGGUAUAUGGCAUGCCUCAACUGUAUUCUGAUCUAGUGAAGCUGCUUGCCGACCCCAUCUUCUUCUACCUCUCAGGUUCCCCUUACAAUCUGUACCCUUUCUUGCGCAACUUCCGCAAAGAGCAUUUCCCUGAUGGCACCAUGAUUCUCCGCGACGCUUCCUGGCAAAAUCUAGGAGGCCUAAUCAGCAGCUUGUCGGUCAACGUGCAAGAAUACAAAGUGGACAGGCUGGAGAAGAUGCAUACUUGGUUCCCUCAACGUCAGUUCAUCUGCGUUGGCGACAGCACGCAGAAAGACCCAGAGUCCUAUGGCGAGAUUGCCAGACGCCAUCCGGGCUGGGUCAAAGCCAUCUACAUUCGCCGUGUGCCAGAUGAAAAUGAGAUUCAGGGUGCUUUGAACCCAGACAGAAACUCUACUGCGCGCUUUGAGAAGGCUUUCAAAGGACUCGAAAGCAAGAUGUGGUUGGUCUUCGACGAGGCCGACGAGGUGAGGAAAAAUGUUCAACUUUUGGCCAAGUAG